Molecule: messenger RNA, 942 nt
Organism: Daldinia loculata
Lineage: Eukaryota; Fungi; Ascomycota; Sordariomycetes; Xylariales; Hypoxylaceae
Product: ribosomal RNA-processing protein 7-domain-containing protein
Exons: 1
Coding region: 1-942 (313 amino acids)
Biological process (GO): ribosomal small subunit assembly; rRNA processing
Cellular component (GO): CURI complex; UTP-C complex
Source: RefSeq, a predicted model, not a curated record
AUGCUUCGAACAUCUACCGCGACCGAAGAAUUUACCGAACUUCCCAUUUCUAUUCCUCCACUUCCAUCCUUUCCGGUCGAAGCAAUACAUUCUACCUAUCUUCGGCGGAAUACCCCUAAAAUACCAACUCCAAAUGAUUCCCGAAGCCUCUUUAUCGCCAACGUUCCUUGCGAUAGUACUGUAGAGCAUUUUCGAGCUUUAUUCGCUAGUCUAGUCGGACCAGGUAAAUUCGAGACCAUCACCUUUGAACAUGACAAGAAACCCUUAUGGCCUACCCAUGAGCCUGCCCAGGCCACAAGAUUAGCUGCGCAUGGCAAGAGGAAAAGAGAAGAGGAAGAGAUGCAACACGUUGAAAUCAAAGCCCGAGCUGCCUUACCUCCCACAUGGUCGCGAAAAGUAUAUCCCAGUGGUAGUUCUGCUGUCGCCUUGUUCGCCGACGAGAAGAGCGCCGGGUUGGUCCUAAAAGCUGCCAAGAAGCUGAAAAAGCCAAAACAUUAUCCUGUUUGGGGCAAAGGUGUUAGGGAUAGCGAUAACGCGCCUCUAGGUUCUCAAUGGCUAGUAAAUCAUAACAUCCUGGCCUUCCCAGAUAAAGAUGAAGUCCAGGCCUCGACGGAUGCCUACUUUACUCUUUUUAACAAGAUGGAGAAAGAAGCGCGUCAACUUGCCAAGAGGCUCCGUAAUGAACCAGAUGAAGAUGGUUUUGUAACGGUCACACGAGGCGGUCGUGCUGCGCCAGCUAGAAGGGACGAGGCCGAAGAAGCCAGGCAGAAGAUGAUCGAAAGAGAGCAGAAGAAGAAGGAUGAAAUGACAAAUUUCUACAGGUUCCAGAUGCGUGAGAAGAGGAAAGCUGAGCAGACCGACAUGCUACAGAGAUUUGAAGAGGAUAAGAAGAAAGUACAAGCUAUGAAAGAGAAGCGAGGGAGGUUUAGGCCCGAGACCUAA